Trachemys scripta elegans is the source of this 6039-nucleotide messenger RNA. RefSeq names its product inositol-trisphosphate 3-kinase B (gene ITPKB). The coding region runs from base 537 to 3113 and encodes 858 amino acids. Gene Ontology annotation, cellular component: cytoplasm; nucleus. The record is from RefSeq and is a predicted model, not a curated record. Lineage: Eukaryota; Metazoa; Chordata; Testudines; Emydidae. Gene Ontology annotation, biological process: inositol phosphate biosynthetic process. Gene Ontology annotation, molecular function: inositol tetrakisphosphate kinase activity; inositol-1,4,5-trisphosphate 3-kinase activity. The transcript has 8 exons.
GCCUUCCUACCCUCCGCCCCUCCCCGCUCUCCUCGCUCGCUUGCUUUUAAUCGCACAUUGAACAAACAUUCAAGAAACUGCAAAGCUGAAAGUGACAAGGCUGCUCGCGCGGUUGGCGGGGAAAGGAGAAUCAGUUAGCAACACAACCAAUCGGUGAAGGCAAGCCCCACGAUUCUACACAAAAAGAAACCAUCCCAUUUUAAAAAACCUCUGGUAUAUAAUAUAGACGGCUACAUUUUAAAAUCCUGAUCUGGAUGAGGAAAUGAUUUCUGGAGCAUUUUGUGUGUGUCUCAGUUCCUGCGAGUGUUUCAAGGGGAUGUGAACUAACAGGACUGUGAAGUCUGCAUGAGUCCCUGAUAUACCAGCUGAUUUGUUUAUGGAGCUUUGGGCAAGGGCCAGGCCAGCUCCUCCGCCCCCCUGCGGCUUCCCAGGCGAUGGUGCUGCCCCCGGCCCAGGGAGGACCCCGGCUGCCCCGCAGAGGCUGACCCAGGAGGAGGAGGAGGAGGCUUGCCCCGCGAGCGCCCGGGCUCAGUACUAUGGCUGUGUACUGCUAUGCGCUCAAUAGCCUGGUGAUGAUGAAUAGCAGCAACGAGGUGAAGAGCGGCGGUAGCCGGAGCCAGACGCCUCCUCCCCGGGGGCAGGUGCUGCAGGUCUCGGAGCUGCACGGCCCCUGCUGCCCGCUGGCCGCGCUCAGUCCGGGUGCCGGGAGCCCCAGCUGCCCCCGGAGGAGCUCGGCCUUCCUCUUUCCCCCCGGGGAACAGCCGCCGCCAGAGGAGCCGGGGAGCGCCGGGACCCCCGGGGGCAGCAGGCGGCCCAGCAGCCCGAGCUGGCUGGGAAGGGAAGAGCCGUCGCGGCCCCGCCAGCGGGAGCUGCAGAACGUGCAGGUGAACCAGAAAGUGGGGCUCUUCGAGGCGCACAUCCAGGCGAGCAGCUCAGCCACCCUGCACCUCAAGAGCCCGCGGCUGGGCAGGAGAUCACCGUCCCCCAUCCCGCCCCGCCGCAGCCGGCCCCCCGGCGGAGACCCACGGGAAGCGCCCAGGAAGGAGGAGGACAAGGUCCCGACAAGCCCCUUUCCCUGGCCGGAGGCGGAGAGGGGGAUAUGGGGCCGCGUAGCACAGGAUCCAGGAGAGACGGAGAGGGGGCGUGAGCCCCCCAGGGCGCAGGCUUCCGGGGAGACGGAGAGGGAGGGUGGGCACUGUGGAGCGCAGAUUGCCGGGGAGAUGGAAAGGGGGAGCAGCACUCUCGGAGAGCGUUGUACAGAGGAGAUGAAGAGGGGCGGUGGGAUGCCUAGAGGGCUGGGAGCGGAGGAGACGGAAAAGAGGAGCGGGUCCUGCGAACAGGAGGGACCGGAGGAGACUGAGAAGUGGAGCGAGUCCCCCAGGGCGCAGAACUCAGAAGUGAUGGAGAGCAGGGAGAGGGGGAGUAGUGGAGCGCAGAACUCAGAAGUGAUGGAGAGCAGGGAGAGGGUUCACACAGCGCAGGGCUCGGAAGUGAUGGAGAGGAGGAGCGAGUCCAGUGGAGCGCGAGGCUCAGAGGUGUUGGAGCGAGGAGAGAGUACCCACAGCGCACAGGGCUCUGGGGUGAUGGAGCGAGGAGAGGGCACCCCCAGCGCGCAGGGCUCAGGGAUCAUGGAGCGGGGCAGGAUAUCCCUAGAAACUCAGGGUUCCGCCUCAACAGAGGAGGGGGGCGAGAACUGCGGAUCGCGGGGCUCGGACUCUUCAGCCGCCCCGGAGCAAGGGAGGGGUGAAGAGCAGCAUUGCCCCACCCGGACUGGCUGCUGGGGGGAGCUCGGGAGUCCGCUGGACUGGGCUGUCUCUGUGGAGGAGCUGUGCCCAGUGCCUGGGAGCUCCUUGGGAGCAGUGGAUCAAGCCCGUGCCCGGCUGCAGCAGGACCACCUUGGAGACGGUCAGCUGCUGGUGACAGCAGCAUCCACAGAACAAAAGGGGAAACCCCCGGGGGAGGGGUGCUGCGGGAGCAGUAUCCCCGCUGUCAUCAUUACUGACCUAGGGGGUCAGGAGGAGGAGGCCGGGGAGAGCCCCCGAGUGAACAUGCCCAUCAGGAAGCUGUCUUCCUCUUCGGCUUCUUCCACUGGCUUCUCCUCAUCCUGGGAAGAGUCUGAGGAGGACAUCUCCAGCGACCCCGAGCGCACCUUGGAUCAAACCCAGCCCUUCCUGCAGACCCUGGACCAGCACAAACCCAGAGUGAGCAAGUCAUGGCGGAAGAUCAAAAAUAUGGUGCAGUGGUCUCCCUUUGUUAUGUCCUUCAAGAAAAAGUAUCCUUGGAUUCAACUAGCAGGGCAUGCAGGUAGCUUCAAGGCUGCAGCCAAUGGCAGGAUACUCAAGAAGCACUGUGAAUCUGAGCAGCGCUGCUUGGACCGCUUGAUGAACGACGUCCUUAAGCCCUUUGUUCCUGCCUACCAUGGGGAUGUAGUGAAGGAUGGGGAGCGGUACAAUCAGAUGGAAGACCUGCUGGCUGAAUUUGACUCCCCCUGCGUUAUGGACUGCAAGAUGGGAGUCAGAACGUAUUUGGAGGAAGAGCUAACAAAGGCCAGAAAGAAGCCAAGCCUGCGGAAGGACAUGUAUCAGAAGAUGAUUGAAGUAGAUCCCAGUGCCCCGACCGAGGAGGAGAAUGACCUGCAUGCAGUAACCAAGCCCCGAUACAUGCAGUGGAGGGAGACCAUUAGUUCUACAGCAACCCUGGGAUUCAGAAUCGAGGGGAUAAAGAAAGAAGAUGGCACAGUGAACCGGGAUUUCAAGAAGACAAGAACAAAGGAACAGGUCACAGAGGCCUUCAGAGAAUUCACUAAAGGAAACCGUAACAUUUUGAAUGGUUACCUUAAUCGGUUGAAGGGGAUCCGUGACACCCUGGAAACAUCAUCGUUCUUUAAAUGCCAUGAGGUAAUUGGGAGCUCCCUCCUCUUCAUUCAUGACCAAAAGGAACAGGCUAAAGUCUGGAUGAUUGACUUUGGGAAAACCACACCACUGCCAGAGGGACAAUUCCUCCAGCACAACGUGCCGUGGGUGGAAGGGAACAGAGAGGACGGCUACCUCUGGGGGCUGGACAACCUCAUUGAGAUCCUAAUGGAAUUGUCACAGAGCGAGGACCUGCAUUAAAGCCAUACGUCCAACUCCACCACUACCCUGCAUCCUGCCCCUCAAACUGACUCUUCUGAACUGCACUACAAGACACUUUCCAAACCCUGUCCCCCGCCCAUGUUAAAGCUAUAACUUCCCUAUUUAAGGUGGUUUUUAGUUUUUGUACAUAUGUAGAUCACCUGCCAGAACAAACGCUGAACUUGAAGCCUUGGCUUUGCUCAGUAGAUGGGAGCAGAUCGUGUCGCUCGUCGCAGGCGCCUUUGCAGCGAGCAGCUGUGGUCUGGAUGGCAAGGCGAACGCAUGCUCUUUCCAUAGCAUUUCUGGCUCUUAGUCAAUCUCUUUUGAACAAGAAUUUACGUAGUGAGCAGUUGUGCAGCUGACGUGCCCUCCAGUUGAACGAAGAUGGUGUCCGAACCCUGAGUUCUGUUGCUCCUGAACUGUGUAAUUAAAGCCCUUCCAGCUAAGUGAAUGACAGAAUUUAUUCAGCUGUAAGGAUCAUCUGUCCUCUAGUGGCUGGUGUUGGUAACACACCAUCCUCAAAGCAGUCAAGGCUUCAUAGCUUUUAGAUUGCCAUUUUAAGUGUUUUAGGGUUUAUGGAAUAAGAAAGACACAGAUUCUGGAGAAGGUGAAGGCAGGGAUACCAGAUUGGGAGUGGUUUAGUUACAUUUAAUAACAUCCUUCGUCCUAGGAAGCUAGAGGUUUGGAAUCCUUAGGAGAUCUAGGUUUCUCUCUCUUCGAGCAACCUUGUUAUCCACUUGUGAUUGUUCCGUUAUUUUCGAGUGGCCAUUGGAAUUGCGAAGUCUGUUCUUGUCAAUAACCAAGUGUGGUGUGACUAUGGCUCUUACUAACCUAUUUGGUGCUGGAUGAUAAGCUUCCCUCUAACCACUGAGGUGGGCUGGCGUUGUCAGCUGUAGAUGUUUACCAUGGGCCUGUCUUCAAAUUGAAAUCGCCUUUGAGCAAUUUAGCAGUAGGGCAGUGUGCUGGCACGUGAAGAUCUGAGGCUGAUGCUCAGACCUCCUAGGCCAGCACUGACUGGGAAUACUGUGGAACCAAUAGUCUGAACCAAGACAACAAGGAAGAGAUUUCUCUUCUGUCUCCAGCGAUCCUGCUCCCAUUAUAGGAGCAACUUCCAGCCCUCCUGAAUUGGGAUGGUAGCCUACCAUGUGGCUUGAAGCCUCAGAUGAGGCUGAAGGAGAGUGAAAGUGGCUAUAGGGAUCAUAGUGAAACUUUAAAAAGGUUUCAGUGUUGGUGGGUAUCUCCUAGCAAUAAUCAAGUAAGCUGUCCUCUGUGCUUUGUGUAAGGCUAAUAUUGCCAAGUGUGCAAAAGGGGAUGGGAACCCCUGGUAAAUCUGGAUCAGAAGGGAGUUCACAAGAGGAGCGGUCUCCAUUAUUUUUCAAUGCCUUUGAGCGUCUUUUGUAGUAUCCUUGUUACAAGCCCUCACGAUUGGCAAAUGCCAGGCAUACUUAUGGGUUCUUGUAGAACCAGUCCUGCCUACAUCUCAAACAGAAUUGCAUUAACUGAUCUAAAAGGGUUCUUUCAUAUGUGCAAACAACCUACCCCUAGUGGUGUGCGCUUGAGAGCUCUCAUAUCCACAGGGGUAAAUGGAGGGGGUUAGGGCGGGAGGCAGCUCUCAAGGUUAUCGUCUCAGUUUUACUGGGUAAGACACAGGGAUUUAAGGAACCCCCAGCCCCUGCACACACACACACACACACACACCCCUUCCUUAUUACCAUGUAGCUCACUAAAUCCAGCUCUGGUUUUCACAAAUAGUUCCCUAAUCUGCUCUGCCUAAAUUGGAUGUAGACAUGGCCUUUCUGCUUCAAGGCUUGUGAAAACAACCAGUUCUCUAUUUAGGGUGGAGGCUAAUUUUUAACUUCCUGGAACAUUUGAAUUAAGCAGCAUGCUUGCAGCAGAGCUAGCUUGCUAAAGGUCAGCUAUUGACGUGGGAGGGGAAGGCCGUUGGUGCCUCUUGCUCUUCCUGGAGAGCUUGGAGUUCUCCAGAACUUAGGUCAUAAGGACAGUAUUGAGCUUGGGUCAUGAACAAUCCUGCAGCUUUUUCUCCAUGAAUAAUACAAGCUAGCUAGGAGUCUGGCAGAAGUUAUGAACCUUUCUCCCCCCCCAACUCUGAAAGACCAUUGUCUCAUCUCUUUCCCCGGUGGCGAUGCUAUCAGCCCGCUCUGCAAUAGUUAGAUGGGUGCAACUUUCCUGCGUCAGGAAGAUACCCUCACUGCGGCACUAGGUGUGUGUGUGUGUGCCGGGGGGGCGCGACUCGGCCAUCCGUUGUUCCCCAGCCAUGCACAAGUCUCUCUCGUGGAGAUUAAAAUCUCAUCAGACUUUCUCAGUUCAUAUCUCACCAGGCACAGGUCUGUAGUUCUGAGCAUACAGUUGUAAAUGGUUGCACUGUUCAGCUUUUUGCCCAGGUUUCCUAUGCUGCUUAGAGUAGCCCCUGUGGAAGUGCCUUACGAACUUGCCCCUGUUCCAUUAGUGUCAUGGAAAAGGUUUUUAAGUUAUAUUUAUUUUCAUUCCUUUUUAAUUGCACAAAACACUACGACUUAAUGCAUGGAAUCUUUUUUUUUAAAAAAUAACCCUGUAUUCUUAGUUUUUAAAAUGUCCUUUUCCAGCUUUGGGGAAAGGGCUCUGAGCAGCAGACUAGAUAUGUACCAGUUUUAGCUGUAGUUUAGCUUUGCAUUGCUCCUGUAUAUGUACAUUAUUUUAAAGUCUGUUUUGUAAACCCGAUUCCUUGUUUUGUGGCUUCGAAAGAAGCGGAUUGUUUCCCCGGAUGUCUUAUGCCUUCCUGGAGGCUGGAACUGUUGCUGUGAGGUAUUCCUCCCCCUCUCCCCUCAGUCACUGGGUGAUGCAGAGUAAAUCUGAACUGUACUGAAACACCAACGCACAGUGCCUGUAAAGAGCCUAUAACUUCCAAAUAAAGGCAUAUGAAAACCAA